Messenger RNA from Aspergillus vadensis CBS 113365, 795 nucleotides. RefSeq lists its product as uncharacterized. NCBI's taxonomy places the organism in Eukaryota, Fungi, Ascomycota, Eurotiomycetes, Eurotiales, Aspergillaceae. The transcript has a single exon. The coding region runs from base 183 to 605 and encodes 140 amino acids. The record is from RefSeq and is a predicted model, not a curated record.
CUGUUACUCCGUACUGCGCGGUACUUUAGCAUACAAUUUUCCUCCGUUCCAGCCGCAAAGUCAGUCUCUGAUCGGUAAGAGAAUGUAUCGGCCGGUGGGGAGUCCCUCGGUAUUUCCCCGUGUCGCGCGGCUCCGUCUGUCGAGGGAGUCUUGACUCGACUCGACCAAGCUUGGGAUAAGGUAUGUCCCAUUCUCAUUCAUGCAUUCAUUUGCUCGUUCAUUCAUUCAUUCCUCGCCCAUCAAAUCAUGCCUUUUUUUCCGCCUUCGUUUGCAUUGACCGAAUUCAGGGUAGAAUUCAACUUAUUUUAGGUGCAUUCAUUUUUCUCAUUGGAAUAGUAACAGCCUAUAAAUUGAUCAGCCAAAUAUAUGAGUGUACGGAGUAUGUUGGUGCCAGGAAAAAAAAAAAAAAAAGAAAAGAAAACAAAUCACUGCAGAGAAAAGCAGACUUCCCGUUCGGCAGAUUUCUCUUUCUCUCAGUUCCCCCUCUUACUGUACUUUCAUUUCAAGAAAAAACGGAUGGAGAUCUGCUUGAUCCGAUUCCUCCUUCGAACCACAUCCGAACGGGUCCCCCCCUCAACCCCUGUCGACUGAUCAUGUCGAGCUAAAUGUCGGAAAAGUGGGGACGGUGUUCAAUUGUCAAUCAUUUUGUCUCGACCGAGUCGACCAGUCAAGGGACUGGAAGUGGGUUUUACCUCCAAUCUAAUUAGUGUACCUCAGUAGCUCAACGGGAAGAAAGCUCCCUGAGCCAGAAAGUGAGGGAAACAAAGAAGAGAAGAAAAGACACACACACACACA